CAGGUCGUCCUCGCCGCAAGCAUCGUCACCAAGAGCGGCAAGCCGCUCCUGUCGCGGCAAUUCGUCGGCCUCCCUCGGCCACGCCUCGAGUCGCUCCUGUCGUCGUUCCCGCGCCUCGUGUCGCCGACGAGCGAGCACACGGUCGUCGAGGCGUCGGGCGUCCGCUUCGUCUACACGCCCCUCGAGGACCUCUACGUCCUCCUCAUCACCAACACCCAGUCCAACAUCCUCCUCGACCUGUCGACCCUGUCGCUCAUCACGCGCAUCGCCACCGAGCUCGGCAGCGGCGGUCGCGGCGGCGCCAUUGGCGAGCUCGACGUCAUGCGCGUCAACUUUGAGAUCCUCUCGGCGUGGGACGAGGUCAUCUCGCUCGGCUGGCGCGAGAACGUCAACCUGCAGCAGGUCCGCAGCAUCCUCGAGAUGGAGUCGCACGAGGAAAAGAUCCAGGAGAUCAUCGCCAGGAACAAGGAGCACGAGGCCAAGGAGGAGCUCAAGCGUCGUGCGCGCCAGCUCGAGACGCAGCGCCGCGAGAUGACCCGCCGCGGCCAGAACCCGUACGCCAACCCGGCCGCGCCCAGCAGCUACUCGGCCGUCCCCUCGUCGUACAACCCGCCGACCGGCGGCCCGUCCUACUCGGGGUCGAGCUACGACGCACCGCCGGCCGUGGCCGCCGCCAAGCCGUUCAAGGGCAAGGGCAUGCAGCUCGGCGGCGCAAAGGGCCGCAAGAACAACGACGACCUCGCGGCGGCGCUCGGCGGGCUCAGCGUCGACGACGGCGACCUGCCGCUCCUCCAGCACCAGCAGCACCAGCAGGUCGAGCACGAGGCGCCUGCGUCUGCGGCGCACUCGUCGCAGCAGUACCAGCCGCCGGCACCGGCAACGCCGGCCAAGGACGCCAACCCGUUCGGAGAUGUCGAGCAGGGCGACGUCCACCUCGUCGUGCGGGAAGCGCUCUCGCUCGCCCUCAACCGCGACGGCGGCAUCUCGUCCCUGUCGCUCAAGGGCGACCUCGACCUGCGCAUCAACGCCGCCGACUUUGCCGCCGUCGUCCUGCGACUGCCGUCGCCGGCGUCGGGCGCGUACCCGAAAGCCAACGACCUCCAGUUCAAGACGCACCCGAACGUCGACAAGGCGGCGUGGGCGCAGCGAGGCGAGAUCCGCCUCAAGGAGGGCAAGAAGGGCUUCCCGGUCGGGCAGGGCCUCGGCGUGCUCAAGUGGAGGAUGACCGGGACGGACGAGAGCGUCGUGCCUUUGUCGAUCAACUGCUGGCCGUCGGCCGACUCUGGGUCGCUCACCGUCAACCUCGAGUACGAGCUCGAGAACCCGUCCCUGUCGCUGCACAACGUCGUCAUCUCGAUCCCGCUCCCCGCCGGCGCCGAGCCGUCCAUCUCCGAGGCGCCCGCACACGGCUCGUACGCCAUCAACCCGCACUCGGGCCACCUCGAGUGGACGAUCGACGAGGUGAGCGAGGCGGCGGGCACGGCGAGCGGCAGCCUCGAGUUUGAGGCCCAGGGCGACGACGCCGACGCGUGCUUCCCCGUCGCGAUCGACUUUGUCAGCCAGAAGAGCAUGUGUGGCGUCGAGGUGCGUCUCCCUCUUUCUCUUUCUCUCGCGCGGGCCCCCUCUCGAGCGGCGCGCCUGACCUCGCCCUUCUCCUACCUCGUGCAGGUCCUCGGCGUGUCCAACCCAGCGACGGACAGCGCCUCGGUCGAGUACUCGCUCGACUCGCUCCUCGGCGUCGACCGCUACGAGGUCGUCUAG
Rhodotorula graminis WP1 is the source of this 1761-nucleotide messenger RNA. RefSeq lists its product as uncharacterized. Gene Ontology annotation, cellular component: cytosol; COPI vesicle coat. NCBI's taxonomy places the organism in Eukaryota, Fungi, Basidiomycota, Microbotryomycetes, Sporidiobolales, Sporidiobolaceae. The annotation marks the transcript as partial. Gene Ontology annotation, biological process: endoplasmic reticulum to Golgi vesicle-mediated transport; Golgi localization; retrograde vesicle-mediated transport, Golgi to endoplasmic reticulum. The record is from RefSeq and is a predicted model, not a curated record. The transcript is spliced from 5 exons.